UCUACACCGAUCCACAUCCUUUUCCGUUCUUGAUAAGCUGCGUUAUUACGUGGAUACGGUAUUUACGUAGCGUGCGAUUAAUAUCGUGGAAUUAUUUCGACUCUGAUGCGCGUUUUGCUAUCCGAUCGUGUCGAACCAAAUGGAGGAACGUAUUUCAAACAAUUUUUAUAACGAUUACGUACGACGUGUUUACAGGCACCGAUGCGUUUCUAUUCGGCACAUUCGACCAACUUGUUUGUAAAUAAUAUUAAUACGUUACAGAUGGACGCGUGAUUGUCGAAUGCGAAUCGUAUAAAAGUUUACAAGAGAAUAAAUAUUCGCUCGAAUCGGGCGCAAGAUGGCAAAUACAGGAGUAUUACCGUUCGUACGCGGUGUAGAUUUCAGUAGCAACGAUUUUGGAGUGAGUGUAACGUUCGAGGUGGUAAAUUUCCUGAAUCCGUUCGUCUUAUGACUGGAAUACAAUGGUUGAAGUUGGACGAAACCAACUUGACCGAAAUCCCAGAGGAAAUGGGAAAACUGUUGAAGCUGGAACAUCUUUCGCUGGUUAAAAAUAAACUAGAACGCUUGUACGGAGAACUGACGGAGCUUGGUUGCCUUAGAACGUUAAACAUCAGACGCAAUAAUAUAAAAUCGAGCGGUAUACCGGCGGAACUGUUUCAUUUGGAAGAACUGACCACGUUAGAUUUGAGUCGUAAUAAUUUGAAACAAGUGCCGGAAGGACUCGAACGAGCUCGUUCUUUGUUAAAUCUUAACUUGAGUCACAAUCACAUCGAUGCUAUUCCCAACACGCUCUUUAUUCACUUGACGGAUUUGCUAUUUCUGGAUCUUAGUAAUAAUAAAUUGGAAACAUUGCCACCGCAAACUCGCCGCUUGGCUAAUUUACAAACCUUGAAUUUGAACCAUAAUCCGUUGGGACAUUUUCAAUUGAGGCAACUGCCAUCGUUGAUGAAUUUAACGACGCUACAGAUGCGCGACACGCAACGAACGUUGAAUAACAUUCCCUCCAGUUUAGAAACUUUGACGAAUCUGCAGGAGCUCGAUUUAUCGCUAAAUAAUUUACCUCGGGUACCAGACGCGCUCUAUAAUCUAUUAAAUUUGCGCCGCUUAAAUUUGAGCGAUAAUCAAAUAACCGAACUGUCCACGGCGAUCGAACUUUGGACUAAAUUGGAAACUUUGAAUAUAUGCCGUAAUAAAUUGACCAUGAUACCCGCCUCACUGUGUAAAAUCGUUACGCUCAGAAGAUUAUACGUAAACGAUAACCGGUUAGAUUUCGAAGGUAUUCCUUCGGGAAUAGGCAAAUUGUCGUCGUUGCAAGUAUUUUCUGCAGCCAAUAAUCGUUUAGAGAUGAUACCGGAAGGCUUGUGCAGAUGCGGCUCGUUAAAAAAAUUGAUACUGGCAUCCAAUCGAUUGAUCACUGUACCGGACGCCAUUCAUCUUCUUACCGAUUUAGAACAAUUAGACUUGAGAGAUAAUCCAAAUUUGGUAAUGCCGCCGAAACCAACAGAGGUACAGAAAGGAUCUGGUAUCGAAUUUUAUAACAUCGAUUUUUCUUUGCAACAUCAACUGCGUCUUGCCGGUGCCAACGUACCGGCACCGACUCAAACGGCUGGUAGCAAAGAUCCGAUAGCCCGCAAAAUGAGACUCAGAAGGAGACGAGAUCAGGAAGAAGCUGACCAAGAUCAAGCGAAAAUAUUAAAGGGUAUGAAAGAUAUAGCGAAAGAGAAGAACAAGGACAAAGAAUGCGAAGAGUCGAAAGCGGAAUCGUUGAAACCUAAAAGAUGGGACGAAACCCUGGAGAAACCGCCGUUAGACUAUUCGGAAUUUUUCGACGAAGACGCCGGUCAGGUGCCUGGUUUAUCGGUAUGGGAGAUAGAAAAUUUUUUACCCAACGAAAUAGAGGAAGUAGCGCAUGGAAAGUUUUACGAAGGUGAUUGUUAUAUUGUAUUGAAAACUGAAAUUGACGAAGCUGGGUCGUUGAUUUGGGCCAUUUAUUUUUGGAUCGGAGAAAAAGCUACGUUGGAUAAAAGAGCCUGCGCCGCCAUUCAUGCUGUAAAUUUACGGAAUUAUCUUGGUGCGCAAUGUCGUACCAUCAGGGAAGAACAAACCGAGGAAUCUGACGAGUUUCUGAUGUUGUUCGAAUCUGGUAUAACUUACAUCGAAGGAGGUCGUACUUCGUCCGGCUUUUAUACCGUCGAAGACACGCCGUCCGUGACCCGACUGUACAGAGUACACGCCGCGGGUGCUUCGAUUCACUUGGAACCGGUGCCUGUUCGUUUCGAUUCUCUGGAUCCAGCUUUUGUCUUCGUCUUGGACACGGGCAAUAAAAUCUUUAUGUGGUACGGUAAAGGGGCGAAAAGUACAUUGAAAUCGAAAGCGAGGCUGAUGGCAGAGAAAAUAAAUAAAAACGAAAGAAAGAACAAAGCAGAAAUCCUGACGGAAAUAAUGAACUCGGAAUCGGACGAUUUUCUAUCGUAUUUAAACGUAAAAGAUAGCUCGCAACUUCCAACUAUAGUUGAACACGUAGAUCAAAAUUUUGUGUCUCCUGCGCCGCGUCUCUAUCAGGUUCAACUCGGCAUGGGCUAUUUGGAAUUGCCUCAAGUCGAAGUACCUCAUGGCAAACUAACGAAUACGCUCUUGAACAAUCGUAACGUUUAUAUAUUGGAUUGUCAUUUGGAUGUUUACGUUUGGUUUGGCAAAAAGUCAACGAGAUUGGUACGGGCGGCUGCCGUUAAACUUUCCCAAGAGCUGUUCAACAUGAUAGAACGACCGGAAUACGCUAUGGUGACCAGAUUGCAAGAAGGAACCGAGUCUCAGAUCUUCAAAUCGAAAUUUACUGGUUGGGAUGAAGUUAUAGCAGUCGAUUUUACUAGAACUGCCGAAUCGGUCGCGAAAACUGGUGCCGAUCUUACGAAAUGGGCCAAACAACAAGAAACCAAGGCGGAUCUAGCUGCGCUUUUCAUGCCUAGACAACCACCGAUGUCGUUUACCGAAGCUCAACAACUCAUGUCGGAAUGGAACGAUGAUUUGGAAGGAAUGGAGGCGUUGGUAUUGGAAGGGAAGAAAUUUAUACGCUUACCGGAAGAAGAAUUAGGUCAUUUUUAUAGCGGGGACUGUUAUGUUUUUCUAUGCCGUUAUUGGGUACCAUUGGAUACGACCGAGAACGAAGACGGCGAUGAACAGUUCGAGGAAGAUUAUCAGUGCACGGUGUACUUUUGGCAAGGCAGAGACGCAGGCAACAUGGGAUGGUUAACGUUUACGUUCAGUUUACAGAAAAAAUUUAAAUCCUUGUUUGGAGAAAAUUUAGAGGUAGUUAGGACUCAUCAACAACAGGAAAAUCUAAAGUUUUUGGCAUAUUUUAAAAGAAAAUUUAUCAUUCAUCAUGGUAAGCGUAAGCAGUCGAAAAUUCCCGGUAACAAUAGGGUCGAAUUUUAUCACUUGAGAAGCAACGGAAGCGCGUUGUGUACUAGGCUGAUACAAAUACCAGCUGAUUCGUCGCUAUUAAAUUCUUCUUUUUGUUACCUUUUGAACGUACCGUUUAACAACGACGAUGAAACGGGAAUAGUAUACGCCUGGAUUGGUUCGAAAGCUGACAACGACGAAGCGCGUCUCAUCGAAGAAAUCGCCGAAGAGAUGUUCAAUAACCCAUGGAUAAGUUUGCAAGUUCUGAACGAAGGUGAAGAACCAGAUAAUUUCUUUUGGGUUGCUCUUGGUGGGAAAAAAUCGUACGACACUGACGCGCAGUACAUGAAUUACACCAGAUUGUUUAGAUGUUCGAAUGAAAAGGGAUACUUUACGAUCAGUGAAAAGUGUACCGAUUUCUGUCAGGAUGAUUUAGCAGACGAUGACAUUAUGAUACUCGAUAAUGGCGAACAAGUAUUUUUAUGGUUGGGAAGCCGAUGUUCGGAAGUAGAAAUUAAAUUAGCCUAUAAAUCCGCACAGGUGAAGAUACUCAAGCAAAUAAGCAAUUUCUCGGCUUGUCUGUUAAAACGAAAUAGCACGAACGAUCCGAAUAAAAAAACUCUCUGCGAAAAGAAAUUACAUUUAUACGUUUUCAGGUGUACAUUCAACAUUUACGAGUCAAGCAGCCUGACAGACCACGCAAGUUAUUUCUAACUGCAAAGGGAAAAGAAUCUCGUAAAUUCACCAAAUGCUUUCACGGCUGGAGUUCGCAUAAAAGACCGCUACAAUAGAGAGUAUGUUUGGU
This is a messenger RNA of Colletes gigas, 4204 nucleotides long. It is a transcript of the gene fliI, whose product is annotated as protein flightless-1. The transcript is spliced from 21 exons. Gene Ontology annotation, molecular function: phosphatidylinositol-4,5-bisphosphate binding; actin filament binding. The record is from RefSeq and is a predicted model, not a curated record. Gene Ontology annotation, biological process: barbed-end actin filament capping; myofibril assembly; actin filament severing. NCBI's taxonomy places the organism in Eukaryota, Metazoa, Arthropoda, Insecta, Hymenoptera, Colletidae. Gene Ontology annotation, cellular component: actin cytoskeleton; cytoplasm; nucleus. The coding region runs from base 448 to 4113 and encodes 1221 amino acids.